Myxozyma melibiosi is the source of this 2485-nucleotide messenger RNA. RefSeq lists its product as uncharacterized. The transcript is spliced from 2 exons. NCBI's taxonomy places the organism in Eukaryota, Fungi, Ascomycota, Lipomycetes, Lipomycetales, Lipomycetaceae. Gene Ontology annotation, biological process: DNA-templated transcription. Bases 411 to 2228 code for a protein of 605 amino acids. Gene Ontology annotation, molecular function: DNA binding; zinc ion binding. The record is from RefSeq and is a predicted model, not a curated record.
UCGGUCUGCGCGGUCGCUCCAUUCUUUCUUCUGUACUUUUAAACACAGCAAACGUCGUGGAGAGUCUGCUUAUCGGCGACGAUAACGCACGUGAUUUACAUUUUAUUGUAGGGUUUUGUUGAUGAUUUUGAUAGGGUGUGAUCACGUGCUUGGAGCGAACCCCCACUUCUACCCCUCACCUCCAGUCCUUGAAUCUGAAGACCAACUGUAGAGGAGAUAGAGAGAAGGAAGAAAGGGAGAAUGAGAGUAUCUGUGAAGCCGACGGAUGGCUGAUUGACUGGCCUUGCCUUGCCUUGAUAUAUUCAGCGCGGACGGGGUAGACACCACCAUCGUCAUCUCCAGAUCUCAGUUUAUGUUCAAAGUCCGUUGCCUCUCCAGAUCUCGUCGAUAUUAGAUAUUCGAUCAACAACAUGAGUUUUCCGCGCAAAAGAGCUGCGGUGGCCUGUGACUUUUGCAGGUUCAACUUCACCAACGACCAACCUCCCCCCAGAAACCUCGAAGACAGGCUACAAACCAUCGAAGACCUCCUCGCAAAACACGAGCAGCUGAUCCAGAAUAUCACGACACUGCAAGCACUCAACGCGGCUACUGCUGCUAGCAGUAGCAGCAAACACAGCUCUCCGCAUGACGACGGACCAUCGCCGUCACAAAUCUCCUCCGCCGCGAGUAAUAACGGGCAACAACAUCUAUGGCCCCAUCCCUCACUCUCCGCCUCCCCGGACUCGCCGCACCCCCUGCCUCACAACCCAGUCUUCUAUCCCUCCGCAGAUACAAACCCCGACGCGGCGCCCGCCUUCACGAUCCCAACCAAACACGACACGAUGGCAAUCCGCGUCCUCGCGCUCCCCCAGAUCCGCGCGCUCGUGGGUGACUACCCACUCGACUACUUCUACGACAUCGAAGUCCGCCGCCCUGUACCUUGGGACACCACACCUCACUCCACCUCCACCGCGCACGUCGAACUCCCCGCGCUCAAUCGCAAGACGUGCGACGCGCUGCUGGCGCAGUUUGCGAGGAAAGUGCAUGUUCAUCAUCCGAUUGUUGAUACCCGCGAACUCGCGAGAGUUUGUGAGCGCGCGUGCGAGGACGGGCUUGAUUGGACUCUCGAGUCUGCGAUCUUGAUGACCGCGCUCGCGCUCGGUGCUGCCGCGACAAAACACUCUGACAACAGCCAGCAACAACCUGCAGGGAUUGAGUACUUUUCCCCAGCGUACAGAAUCAUUUGGGCUGCUUCCGCGGCAGAUUUAAGCGCAAACACCGCUGUCGCACAGGGGCUUGUGCUGGCGGGGUUGUAUAUGGCGUACAUUGUCCGGCCGAUUAGUAGUUGGAAACUAAUCCACGCCGCGUCGACGAACGUGCAACUCGGACUCACCAGACUAUCAAACGCGCGCGCGAGCAGCGAGAAUUCACCUUCUAAUCCCGCAGCAGACCCGCGCGAGCUCGAGAUCCGCCUCUUCUGGAGCUGCUUCCUAAUCGAAUGCGACCGGCUCGCUGAAUUCGAACUUCCCCGGUCCGGAAUCGAGUCGAUCGUCGACGACAUGCCGUUACCCACUAUUUCCUCCGACCCCGUCGACCCCGCGAUGGUGUAUUUCCUUGCCGAGAUCUCAAUUCGGAGAUUACUCAACCGCGUGCAUAAUUCGCUGUACACUACGUCCUCCGGGAAGAGGAGUUUGCAUUCGUUGCUGAAGAUUUGUGAUGAGUUGAAUCGGCAGCUUGAGCUUUGGUAUGAUUCGAUUCCCGAGGUCGUCAGACCAGACCUAUCGCUCUCUCCUUCUUCAUCAUUAUCCGCAGACGACGAGGAAAACGACCGCGCGCUCGUGCUCAGGAUAAGAUACUACGCCACCCGGCACAUCAUCUUCCGCCCCUUCGUCCUCCGCGUAAUCGACCCCUCCCUCCCGGCCUCCGAAACCUACGGCCCGCACAAACCCCGCGUCCUCGAAAACUGCCACCGCUGUCUCGACAGCAUCCGGCGGUACAUCCACAGCGCGGGGUAUAUCCUGCGCCACCCGUCCCCUUACACAUGGACGCUUUCGCAGAGUUCGUUGGGCGCGAUAUUGGUUGCUACGGCGGCAAGCGCGGACGAGAGUGGCGUGUUGAAGGGGUGCGUGGGGGAUGUGGGGGAGUUGAGGGAUAUCGUGCUGGGGAAUAUUAGGCCGUGGAGUGAGGAGGGGAGUAGUAUCGCGAGCGUGGUUAGAAUUUUGGAACAUAUUCAGUGGCGGCAGGGUUAACUUCACUACUACUACUACUACUAUCAACAAUGUUCUAUUCAGGAUUGUUCUACUGUGACAGCCGGUACUUGAGCGAGACUAGUUAUUAAGAGCGAGAGGGUGUACUUGCUGUACUAUUCAGACAUCUAUUGAAUAUGAUAUCGAUUACUCCGCUCUUCCACUAUUUAUGCUUCCUUUCAAGCCACCUCCCAACCCAGUCUUCUAAAGAGUCUUCCAUCAGACCCCCCUUCGCUCUGAAUAACUACUACUAUCGCUCA